Ooceraea biroi (clonal raider ant) is the source of this 1402-nucleotide messenger RNA. RefSeq names its product trafficking protein particle complex subunit 13. Gene Ontology annotation, cellular component: TRAPPIII protein complex. The record is from RefSeq and is a predicted model, not a curated record. Lineage: Eukaryota; Metazoa; Arthropoda; Insecta; Hymenoptera; Formicidae.
GAGGUUAGGUUGCGGAAAAGUGACAGUAUUUUGACAGCGAUGCAUGGAUGAUUUUUUAUGUUUUAAUCCAGCUUGUUUGCGCAACUUAUCUCGAAAAAAUGGAGGUUAAAGCGAAGAGCGAACAUUUGCUAGCAUUGAAAGUGAUGAGAUUGACGCGACCUACUCUAGCAAGUCCAAUGGUUGUCACAUGCGAUUCAACAGACUUACCAGGUAACACACUGAACAAUGAGCUCAAAAACGAUUGCACAGCGUUGCAAGGCAUGGAAGCACUCGCUGUAGGACAGUUUAUGGUGUUACCUCAAAGUUUCGGGAAUAUAUAUUUGGGAGAGAUAUUUUCCAGUUACCUAUGUGUACACAACGGCAGCAAUCAAGUAGUAAAGAACGUUAAUGUUAAAGCAGACUUACAGACAAGCACGCAAACCAUUCCUCUCUCCAGCAAUAAUCUGGAAGAAAAAGAAUUAGCACCUGAUAGUACAGUGGACGAAGUCAUUCACCACGAGGUUAAAGAGAUAGGUACACACAUACUAGUUUGUGAGGUGUCUUACAUGUGUGCUAAUCAGGUCGGAUCACCAAUGUCUUUUAGGAAGUACUUCAAAUUCCAAGUGGUCAAACCACUGGAUGUAAAAACCAAGUUUUACAACGCAGAGUCGGACGAAGUGUAUCUCGAGGCGCAGAUCCAGAACUUAACGGCCGGGCCAAUUUGCUUAGAGAAAGUUGCUCUUGAAUCAUCCCACUUGUUCAGCGUGACCACGUUAAACACAAACGACAAAGGGGAAUCUAUUUACGGAAGCGUGAACCUGUUGGAUACGGGCUGCAGUAGGCAAUAUCUGUACUGCUUGAAGCCGCAGUCGAGCCUGUUGAAAGAUCCGAAGAUGAUGCAGAACGCCACGAACAUCGGCAAACUCGACAUCGUGUGGAGGAGCAAUUUGGGGGAGAGGGGAAGACUGCAAACGAGCCAGUUGCAGAGAAUGGCACCCGAGUAUGGAGACCUAAGAGUCAUCAUGAAAGACAUUCCCCUGAAGGCUUACCUCGAGGAACCGGUUAAUUGCACGUGUCACAUAAUAAAUACGUCAGAGAGGAGCAUGGAGCUACUGUUAAGUCUAGAAUCGAAUAACUCUAUAGCCUGGUGCGGGAUGUCCGACACGAUGAUUGGUACUCUGAAACCUGGAGCGUCUAUGGACAUACCCCUCUGCUUGAUCACUCUGGAGACGGGCAUUAUCACUAUUUCCGGUUUAAAAUUGACGGACACGUUUUUGAAAAGGGUGUACGAUUACGAGGACCUGGCGCAAAUUUUCGUCAACCAUUUGGAUUAAAAGAGAUAGACUUAAUUUUUAUCCAAUUUAUUGUAUUUUAUCGGAUACUUAUUGUAAAAAAUAUAAUAUAUUCAUACGUAUUCGUCCAA